Messenger RNA from Amoebophrya sp. A120, 2292 nucleotides. Lineage: Eukaryota; Dinophyceae; Syndiniales; Amoebophryaceae. The record is from the annotation of a GenBank genome assembly.
AGUUUAUUCUUUAGCUGCGGGACCAAAAAUGUCAACAUAGAUAGAAAUGAGUACUAUCAUCUAACAUCUGCGACUGCGUAUGUAGGUCUUCACAACCUCUCGAAGUAGAUUAGUUCCCCUCGCAAGAAAUAACCGACCACCAUGGCCGCGCACCACAACGUGAGCGUGGAAUCGUACGAGUCCGCACUGAAGAUGGACCGGCGGGGCUUGGAGCACACCGCGGUGAGCCAGAUGCUGGACGGUUUCAACGAGACGAAACCCGAGCCCAACGUGUUCGCCACGAAGGAUAUCCAGGAAAAACUAGCAUCCCCAUCCAUUUUAUGCAUGACAAACACAGGAUUUCAUACAUGUUUUGCAUGGCAAAUUGGAUGGGGAUGGUUGUUUUUAGGUGGACAAAGGAGCGGUCCUACCUGUCCCUCCUCUCCGAACUGAACCGGAGCGGGCGCAGCCGGAUGCUGGGCAAGUCGCGGCGGCGGCCGCCGGGGGUGUCCUGUUGGUCCCGCGACAAGGAACCCAGGCUGAAACCGUCGCGGGAGGACUUUUGGGACGUGCCCCCGUACGUGGGCGCCGGCGUCAACUGUGCGUCCAGCCACCACCGCAACCCCUCCUCCAUCCCCCCCAUCGGGGCGGUCGAGACCGUCGCCCGCCGGACCAAGGAGACCACCGACCGCAUGCCCCCGCCCGGGACGUACUCGCUGCCGGACCUGUGGAGCGAGCCCACGGCGUAUUACAGUGAAAAAUGCCCCCACCCCGGAAUUUGCAGAAGUUUGUCAUGUUGCAAAGUUUCCAAUUGAAAGCAAAAGCUUUUUGUCUUGCAUAAAAGAAUUGCGAGCGUUUCUGAUGCAGAAUCUGGCUGCGCAAGGUGCCUUGUGCAUAACAGAUCCGGCUGCUGAUGGGCUACUUCGCAACGCAAAUUUCUUGACCUGUGUACUCAGCAUGGAAAAUUUGUGCUGCUGAGAUAUGCAAGACGGGGAAUGUUUCUGUUGGAUUUGGAAAGGUUUGCAAUACAAAUACUGCCAAGCUGGGCCAUUUUUCAUUUUAAUACGGCGCCCCGGUACUUGAGCCGGUUCGACCAGCAGACCCAGGCCAUGCACCAGGUGGCGCUCAAGGGCAUCGAGAAGUCCGAGUGCCACACCAUCUACGGCGACGCCUUCCGCUUGCCGCUGUCCAACGAGGAGCGCAGUGCAUUGGCAAGGAUAAGGAAAAAACUCAAAGUCAAGACCGGGCACGAGGUACUUCUCACUACGUAGACGUUUAGCUUGUUCAAAAUUAUUAAUUCUUGCGGAUGUUGAACUUCUACCUCGUCCUUGUCGUCGUCUUCACACAACACGUGAGCCUCGUCUACAUCUUCGAAAUAGAAGCCCAUCUUCUCUUUUGCAUGUUGCUAUGUUGACAGCCACUCGAUGUCGAUUCGUUGACGUUUUCAAUUUCAAAUACAGGUCAUUUCCGGCGCGUCCCCGCAGAAGCACCGGAACGCGAUCGUGCUGGAGGGUGUGAACCAAGCGUUCGGGGACGGGCGCGACAACCUGCUGAUUCACGCCUUAAUGCGCGAGGAGAACGAGCGAAAACAGAAGGAAUCGGCGCCGAUCAUGUUUCAGCCGCCACCCGCGGAUAUCCUGUGUAAAAGUAUCGUACUCGUAUUGUAAUCAUGCAUUACAAUUACUUACAAAUCUUUUUCUUAAGGUAAAUCAGCAUUACAGAUUUCAUUUCUCAUGUUGAGGAAAUUUGUAAUGCAUUUAUACGAGUGCGAUUAUACUUUUGCAGUGCAUAGCGGAGAGCGAAAUCGAAAACGACCCGGAGUUCGAAAAAAUGUUCGCGGAAAAAACGCAGCCCGAUCCGGUCGCCGUCACCAUCAGCAUCGACAAGGAUGCGGCGAUCCGGGAUUUGAUGUGAGGACAUUAAGGGAACUUCUACGGGCACAGCUCGUUGUUUUUAUCGGGUGUGGUUGUCGUCCUUUCUGUCCAGGUCUGUUGCAAAUGUGGGCUUGGGAGGUGGACGGCGGCGCACAACUUGAUGUUCUAGGCUGCAACAUCUGAUCUUCUGUACCCGAUACUUACUUACUAGAUAAAAGUGAUCGAGCCGGUUUCUUGAUCCCGAAUGAUUUGGUCAACCAUUUCGCGCAGAAAGCGAGGCUGUUUAUUUGACAACGAUUUUACUUUCACGGAGCCCUUCUAUGGUCGCCCGAUCGUCGUGUUUCGCUUUCUGCUGCUGUUUCGAACAAACGACAAAUGUACCCAUACAGAGGAAAAGUCCGAAAUCAUACUUUAUUCUCACGACUGAGCUUCGUAAACG